Alligator sinensis (Chinese alligator) is the source of this 1054-nucleotide messenger RNA. It is a transcript of the gene HNRNPA1, whose product is annotated as heterogeneous nuclear ribonucleoprotein A1. The transcript is spliced from 8 exons. The record is from RefSeq and is a predicted model, not a curated record. Lineage: Eukaryota; Metazoa; Chordata; Crocodylia; Alligatoridae. Gene Ontology annotation, molecular function: RNA binding. The coding region runs from base 74 to 1039 and encodes 321 amino acids.
GAGCUUCGAGACAACGGACGAGAGCCUUCGCAGCCACUUUGAGCAAUGGGGCACGCUCACCGACUGCGUGGUGAUGAGGGACCCAAACACCAAGCGUUCCAGGGGCUUUGGAUUUGUCACGUACUCCUCCGUUGAAGAAGUCGAUGCCGCCAUGAACGCCAGACCGCACAAAGUCGAUGGCAGAGUUGUUGAACCAAAGAGGGCCGUGUCCAGAGAGGACUCUCAAAGGCCUGGUGCUCACCUAACAGUAAAGAAAAUCUUUGUCGGGGGCAUCAAGGAAGACACAGAGGAGCACCAUUUGCGGGACUACUUUGGGCAAUACGGCAAGAUCGAGGUGAUCGAGAUCAUGACAGACCGCGGCAGUGGCAAAAAGCGAGGUUUUGCCUUUGUCACCUUCGAUGACCACGACUCUGUGGACAAAAUUGUCAUUCAGAAAUAUCACACGGUCAACGGCCACAACUGCGAAGUGCGGAAAGCCCUGUCCAAGCAGGAGAUGGCCAGCGCCUCAGCCAGCCAGAGAGGACGCAGCAGCUCGGGGAACUUCGGAGGGGGCCGCGGAGGUGGAUUUGGUGGGAAUGACAACUUCAGCCGGGGCGGCAACUUUGGCAGUCGCGGUGGGUUUGGUGGCAGCCGCAGUGGUGGCUAUGGAGGCAGUGGAGACGGCUAUAAUGGAUUUGGCAGCGACGGGUAUGGCAGCAGUGGCAGCGGCCCUGGCUACUCUGGAGGCAGCAGAGGCUACGGCAGCAGCAGCAACUACGACAGCUAUAACAAUGGUGGUGGCGGCUUUGGCGGGGGCAGUGGAGGCGGCAGCUUUGGCGGCGGUGGCAACUACAAUGACUUCGGCAGUUACAACAGCCAAUCCUCUAACUUUGGCCCUAUGAAAGGAGGCAGCUUUGGAGGCAGGAGCUCUGGGCCGUAUGGCGGCGGUGAGUACCCCAGGAGGGUCUCCGCCCUUGCAAGGAGGCAGCAUUGGGGAUGCCUCUGUUCUGGAAGCUCUGAUUCCUGCCCAGACUUUGCAAAGGGGCCACUGCCAUCAUAGUUCUCAGAAACUCCC